Messenger RNA from Erythranthe guttata (spotted monkey flower), 3700 nucleotides. It is a transcript of the gene UPL6, whose product is annotated as ubiquitin protein ligase 6. Gene Ontology annotation, molecular function: ubiquitin protein ligase activity. Lineage: Eukaryota; Viridiplantae; Streptophyta; Magnoliopsida; Lamiales; Phrymaceae. The record is from RefSeq and is a predicted model, not a curated record. Gene Ontology annotation, biological process: ubiquitin-dependent protein catabolic process; protein polyubiquitination.
CACCCUCCUCGUUUCUCUUCUAAUUCCUUUCAUCCUCCAUUGGAAGACACCCUCACUAAAUUUAUUCACCUACUUUUUAUUUAGGGUUUCGAAUUUAGAGAAAUCGAAUAUGUUCUUCACCGGUGAUCCAUCCACGCGUAAACGGGUGGAUUUAGGUGGCCGGAGCUCCAAAGAGAGGGACCGGCAGAAGCUUUUAGAGCAGACCCGAUUGGAGAGAAACCGACGCCUCUGGGUGCGUCAGCAGAAUUCUGCUGCUCUCAAAAUUCAGAAAUGCUUCAGAGGAAGAAGGGUGUUGGAAGCUGAACGCUGCAAAGUCCGUGAAAAGUUUUUCUUGACCUAUGGGCAGUAUUGUCAAGAUGUCAAUAGGGAAUGCUUUGGCCCAGAUUCAGAUUUUCUCUACCAGCUUCUUUUCUUCUUUAACCCGAGAUACGUGGCUGAUUUUUCUGCUCUGGUGGAGACAUGCCGAUUACUUCUUGAAUUUGUUCACGAUAGUGCAGGGGAUCUAAUUAGCCUCUUUGGAGGCAUGGGUUACUCAUCUAAGCGUGGUCUGGUGGAGUACAGGAUUAAGAGUCUCGCUUAUGCUUGCGUUCGUGCAAUCUACGAAAAUAGGAACCAAUUGAAAGAUCAGUUAUUUUUUGCCCCUGAGAAGUCCAACACAUCAGCAAAUGUGUUACUAGAGGCAAUAAUUUUGUUGAUUGAUUUAAGACAUCCCUGGGCUUGUAGCACAGUCUGCUUUUUGUCCAAAAGGAAUAUGUACUCUAUGUUCAGAGAAAUAAUCCUGUUGGGGAAGAAAAAUAUUCAAGGUUCUACUGGGAGUAUCUCUUCAUUGGAGCGCGUUCUUGCCCUAAUUAUUUCUCAUGUGGAUCAAGCAUCCUGUACUUGUUCAGAUAGUGAUCCUCGAUGGGGCUUCUCAUCCCAGAUUCUUACAACUCCUUUCCUCUGGCGGCUGUUUCCACACCUUAAAGAGAUUUUUUCUGCACCGCGGUUGAGUCAACAUUAUGCUCAUCAGAUGGCGUUAUGUGUGAGAGAUCAUACCAAUGUUCUUCCACCUGAUAUAUCAAGUGACUUUCCCAGUUAUGCCUGUCUUCUAGGAAAUCUAUUGGAAACUGCUGGAGCUGCCUUCGUUCAGCCUGGUUCAUUUGCUUGGGCAAUAGAUUUUACAACCGUUGCGACAUCGCUAUUGCAAGCACUUCCUCCUCUCCAAACAUCAAAUCAAAGAGGUAAAGAUUCUACGAUGGGUGAAGAUGAUAUGCUCGUCGGUGAUGACCUAAUCGAAAUAGUUCUAAAUAAGGAUUUGGAUCAACAGAUUUUCAGCGCUCUAGAUCCACACUUUCUUCUGCAAUUGACAAACAUGUUGUUUGGGGGGAUUUCUCCUACAAGUGGUUCACAUAAAGGCAGGCUUGAUGAUAAAGAGGUGGCUGCUGUUGGUGCAGCUUGUUCUUUUCUACAUGUGACUUUCAACGUUUUACCCCUUGAGCAAAUUAUGACUGUGCUAGCAUAUAGGACAGAACUGGUUCCCAUUCUAUGGAACUUUAUCAAGAGAUGCCAUGAGAAUGAAAUGUGGUCUUCCUUAUCUGAGCAAUCUGCUUAUCUGCCUAUUGGUACACCUGGUUGGCUAUUACCUUUGUCAGUCUUUUGCCCUGUUUACAAGCACAUGCUAAUGAUUGUUGAUAAUGAGGAGUUUUAUGAUCAGGAGAAGCCACUUUCACUGACGGAAAUAAGAUUGUUAAUUGUCAUCUUAAGACAGGUCUUGUGGCAGAUUCUUUGGCUUAAUCCCAUAGCAACACCUGAUUUCUCAAAGUCCGCAAAUGGUUCUUCUGCUAUGAAGAGGCACCCUCUAGAAUUUCUUCAGCACAGAGUUUGCAUGGUUGCUUCGGAGCUCAUGUCACAGUUGCAAGACUGGAAUAACAGACGAGAAUUUACCUCCCCUAGUGACUUCAAUGCUGAUGGUGCCAAUGAGAUAUUUAUGUCUCAGGCGAUGACAGAGAAUUCAAGAGCAAGUGACAUACUAAAACAAGCUCCUUUCUUGGUCCCAUUUACAAGCAGAGCUAAAAUAUUUAAUUCACAGCUAGCAACUAAGAAAGAAACAAACGGUGCUCAUGUUAUUUUUACAAGACAUAGAUUCAAAAUAAGAAGAGAUCAUAUCUUGGAGGAUGCAUUUAGCCAAUUAAAUGCAUUAGCAGAAGAGGAUCUUCGAGGAAUGAUUCGAAUAACUUUUGUGAAUGAAUUUGGAGUUGAGGAGGCUGGUAUUGACGGUGGAGGGAUCUUCAAAGAUUUCAUGGAAAACAUUACACGGGCUGCAUUUGAUAUCCAGUAUGGACUAUUUAAGGAAACUUCGGAUCACCUGCUCUAUCCCAAUCCUGGAUCUGGACUGGUACAUGAACAACAUCUUCAGUUCUUUCACUUUCUUGGGACUCUUCUUGCUAAGGCAAUGUUUGAGGGAAUUUUGGUUGAUAUACCAUUUGCAACUUUCUUCUUGAGCAAAUUGAAACAAAAGUAUAACUACUUGAAUGACUUACCCUCCUUGGAUCCUGAAUUGUAUCGCCAUCUAAUUUUUCUAAAGCAUUAUGGUGGCCAAGUUUCCGAGUUAGAAUUGUACUUUGUAAUCAUCAACAACGAAUAUGGGGAGGCAAAAGAAGAAGAGCUGCGUCCUGGAGGAAAAAACAUCCAAGUCACAAAUGAGAAUGUCAUUACAUUUAUCCAUCUCGUAGCCAACCAUCGAUUGAACAUUCAGAUACGUCCGCAAAGUUCUCAUUUUCUGAAAGGGUUUCAACAGCUGAUUCCGAGAGAUUGGAUUGACAUGUUUAAUGAGCACGAACUUCAGCUUCUAAUAUCUGGAUCGGUAGAUGGAUUUGAGCUCGAGGAUCUUCGAGCUCAUACUAAUUAUUCAGGCGGCUAUCAUGAGGAUCACUAUGUUAUUCAAAUGUUCUGGGAAGUUAUUCGGAGCCUUAGCUUGGCAAAUCAGAGGAAAUUUUUGAAAUUUGUAACUGGAUGUUCUCGAGGGCCUUUGCUUGGAUUCAAAUACUUGGAACCUACUUUUUGCAUACAGAGGACUGCUGGUAAUGCAUCUGAAGAAUUACUUGACCGGUUACCAACUUCUGCCACUUGCAUGAAUCUUCUUAAACUUCCUCCGUACAAAAGCAAACAGCAUAUGGAGGACAAAUUGUUGUAUGCUAUAAAUUCAGAUGCUGGGUUCGACUUAAGUUGAUAGAUGCCAAAUUUGCGUCCAGCAAAAGAUUGCUUUCAUGUCUUGGCUGGAGCAUUCACUGGCUUUGACCGAUUAUAGUUGGAAGGCCGAUUUUUGUCCCCCUUCGUCUCAGUUUGUUUGGAGCAACUCACAUGCGAGGUGGUGAGCUGGUAAAAAUGAAUCUUGAGAGAGCCCUAUAGAGCACCUUUACUUCACGAGAUCGGUUUGCAGUUGAGUCAGAAAGUAGCAGAUAAAAAGAGCAGCAUUAGAGACACCAUGUAGAUAUUAUCACCUGCUACUUUAUGGAGUAGCUGUAUGUAUAUAUAUGCUGCUGGGGAAUCUCUAUUUUGUAUAUGUCUUAGUGAAAUACGGGCAGGACCUGCGUAAGUGGUCUUGUUUGUCAGACUUGUUUUGUUGUAAUGUAUACCUCUGUUAAUGAAAGAUAGAUAGCCCAUAUUGUUACUUCAUUCUGGGUAACAGACAGUGCUAUAAUUACAGGUUAUUGUCUCCACC